AUGGAGAUGUUGAGGCAAAUGAACAUAAGAGAGUCAAUGGAUAAGAAUGAAGUAUUGAAGGUGCAUCAAUAUAUUGCUCACUUUUGGUACCAAGCCGGUUUGUCAUUCAACCUCAUUAAAUUGAAAAGCUUUAAGAAUAUGGUUGUAGCCAUUGGUCAAUAUGGGCCACAUUUGCCCAUUCCAAGCUAUCAUGACAUCAGAGUUCCACUCCUGAAGAAGGAAGUUGAAUACACUGAAAAUUUGAUGAAAGGCCACAGGGAGCAAUGGGUCAAGUAUGGUUGUACUAUUAUGUUCGAUGCAUGGACUGAUCGAAAACAAAGAUGUGAAAAGCUUUUUGAGUUGCUUGAUGCUAUUGUGGAGGAAGUAGGAGAAGAGAACAUUGUUCUAGUUGUUACUGAUAAUGGGAGCAACAAUGUUUUAGCAGACAUUGGGAAGCUUCCCUUGAUAAGGAAGACAAUUAGAAGGGCAAUUAAUCAAGUUAGGUUUAGCUAUGCCCAUUUUAGUACCUUAAGCUUGUUAAGAAAUUGUAGAAACAAGAGGGAAUUGGUGAGACAUGCUAUUACUAUAUUUUCCACUUCUUAUCUAACCUUGGAAAGGCUCCACAAAGAGAAAGCCAAUAUUAGAAAUAUGUUUAUUUCUGAUGAAUGGAUCCUAAACAAGUUAUCUAAGGAGCCUAAGGGGAAAGAAGUUGCAAAGGUAGUGCUCAUGCCUUCUUUUUGGAAUAGUGUGGUUUACACUCUUAAAGUCAUGGCUCCACUUGUCAAAGUGAUUCUUCUUGUGGAUGGUGAAAGGAAACCAGCCAUGGGCUAUAUUUAUGAAGCAAUGGACAAGGAAAAAGAAACAAUUAUCAAGUCUUUCAACGACAAUGAAAGCAAGUACAAAGAUGUGUUUGCAAUCAUUGAUAAAAAGAUGGAAUUGUCAGCUUCAUAG
Messenger RNA from Glycine soja, 930 nucleotides. RefSeq lists its product as uncharacterized. The record is from RefSeq and is a predicted model, not a curated record. The coding region runs from base 1 to 930 and encodes 309 amino acids. NCBI's taxonomy places the organism in Eukaryota, Viridiplantae, Streptophyta, Magnoliopsida, Fabales, Fabaceae. The transcript has 3 exons.